Messenger RNA from Podarcis muralis (Common wall lizard), 2785 nucleotides. RefSeq names its product pantetheinase-like. Gene Ontology annotation, biological process: pantothenate metabolic process. NCBI's taxonomy places the organism in Eukaryota, Metazoa, Chordata, Lepidosauria, Squamata, Lacertidae. Gene Ontology annotation, molecular function: pantetheine hydrolase activity. The record is from RefSeq and is a predicted model, not a curated record.
UUCCACCAGCAUGGCGAUCUUCCAGCUUCACAUUUGUGCUGCGUUUCUGAUGGGAAUGAUUCUCCCUUCUUCUGCCUUAGAGGAUACCUUCAUUGCCGCUGUCUAUGAGCAUGCUGUGAUACUGACAGGAGACACUCCGAGAAACGUCUCUCGAGCAGAAGCCUUGGAGCUGAUGAACAGAAAUCUAGACAUCUUAGAAGGAGCCAUCAAAACAGCUGCCCAGCAGGGCGCCCACAUCAUUGUGACACCUGAGGAUGCCCUUUAUGGCUGGGUCUUCACCCGAGAAACUCUAUAUCCUUAUCUGGAGAAUAUACCAGAUCCGCAAGUAGACUGGACUCCAUGCAAUGAGCCAAAAAGGUUUGGGUCGAAUCCAAUACAGGGAAGACUCAGCUGCAUAGCAAAGGAGAACUCCAUCUAUGUGGUUGCCAACAUGGGGGACAAGAAGCCAUGCAACCGCAGUGACCCCCAGUGCCCGAGUGACGGUCGCUAUCAGUACAAUACAGACGUUGUUUACGAUACGGAAGGGAAAUUUGUGGCACGUUACCACAAGUACAACCUUUUCGCUUCUGAAGUAUACUUUAAUUACGCCAAGGACCCACAGUUUGUCACCCUCAACACCUCCUUUGGGAAGCUUGGCCUUAUGACUUGUGCCGACGUUCUUAAUUAUCGCGAACCUGCCAUCUCGCUGGUGGAGAAGUACAAGGUGGACACCAUCCUCUUCCCAACUGCUUGGCAGAAUGGCUUGCCGCUCUUGUCUGCUGUUGAGUUCUACUCAGCCUGGGCAAUGGGGAUGCGUGUCAACUUCCUUGCUGCUAAUAUAAACAAGCCCAGCUUGGACAUUACUGGGAGUGGUAUCUUUACACCUGAAGGAGCCAAGGUGUAUCGCUUUGAUAUGAAAACGCAGACUGGAAAACUCCUGGUUGCGGAAAUCAAUGCUCGCCCCCGUCUUUCCCCCACAUACCCUCCUGCUGUCGACUGGAGCUUAUAUGCUUCAAAUAUCAAGCAUUUCCCCGCAAGCCCAGUGUUUACUGCAAGCUUCUAUUUUGAUAAUUUCACCUUCACUGAACUCUCUCAAGAAGCUGGAAACCACACCGUCUGCCAAAAGGGCCUCUGCUGCCACUUGAGCUACAAGAUGGCAGAGAAGCGAGAGGAUGAGGUUUACGCAUUCGGAGCCUUUGAUGGGCUUCAUGUGAUCGAAGGGGAAUAUUAUCUGCAGAUAUGCACACUACUGAAAUGUAAGAGCACAGACUUGAAAUCAUGCGGUGAGCCAGUUGAGACAGCUCAUACCAGAUUUGACUCCUUCACCCUCAGCGGCACCUUUAACACAAGCUAUGUGUUUCCGGAAGUCUUGCUCACUGAGACUCAGCUGACCACUGGAGAAUUUCAGGUAUUGACUGACGGACGUUUGACAAGCAAUGGCCUAUCAAAGCCAGUUCUAUCUGUGGCUCUUUUUGGAAGGUGGUAUGAAAGGGACCCGCCACAUCCAGAGGGUGCUCCUUCAUAAGACUCAUCCAAUCACGAUCAUGUCUCUUUUCCUGAAUUUUGUGGGUGCUUGUACAACAAAGGCGCAAUGAACAGGAUCAGUGUGUUCUGCUGCAGGACAAACCAAAUAGCUUGUUUUAGGAGAAGUUAGCAGACACAAAGAGGAGAUGAACACACCAUUUAGCUACAUGGCAGUUCCCCAUUGCUUUAAACAGGAGCAUGGGGCAUACAAUGAAGAAGGACUUUGGCUUUAGACUUUAUUAAUAUUUGUGUUCCUCCUCUUGGUUGUACCCAAAAGAAAUCUGCUGCUAGGGCAAAUACAAACUAUAAUUCAGGCUCUAGAGGUUGUUGGACUCCAACUCCCAUCAUUCCUGACCUCAAGCCACACUGGCUGGGGAGGUUGAUGGGAACUGGAAUCCAGCAGCAUUCAGAGGGCCACAGGUACCCUCCUCCCUGCUGUAAGCAUUCAGACGACUAAUUUGUCGUCUAUCAGAAAGAAAUAAACAUUCCUUUGCUUUUCCUGAAACAUGUACCCUGCUCAAUAGGAAUACUUAAUAAAAGGUCUGUCGUCUGGUUCAUUCUGAGAAAGCACCCAAAAUGAACCUUUGUUGUUUGUGGGUGACUGGUCAGUCUUGCCCACACUUCAUGAAGAUACUAAGCACCCAAGACCCUCUGUAGGUCCAGGACCAAAAUUUGUGAGUUUGUAAUCUUCCUGUUGCCCAAAUCAUAUGUCAGAUUCCAAAAUGGAGUCAAACUCAAACUCAGUCCCCAAAAGGAUUCUGGGAAAGAUGUGCUGCAUGUGUUCUGAUCCAGUUUCUUGUUCCUUACUUGGGUCUCCAGCUACGUUGUUCAGAGACUUAUGCAUACACUUGGGGAGGAAUUCAACUAACCAGUCCUGCUAGCAGGAGCCCACAAAAUGGCUUCUACUAGUGCAAUAUGGCUUUCUUCCUCCUCCCCCAUGUAUGCCCCCAUGCUUUCCAAAAUUGGCUCUGUGGGGUCAAGAGAAGCCCCCAAAUAGUGCACAGAGGAAGGAGAGGAGAGAUUGUUACAUCAGCCAAGCAAGAAUACUUGCACCGACUAAGUGCUGUGUUAAAUUUCUCCCAUGGUUUCUUAACUCAUGGAAACUUGCAAUUAAGUUGAUGAACCUUGUUUUUUAUUUCAGGCUUAAUCAGUUAGAUGUGCAAUUUACUUCUGGUUGUUAGAUGUCUCUGUGAAUACUCAGUUUGAGUGGAAAAGCGACUCACUUACUUUGUAAUGAAUAAAAUGUUUUGAAUUGUCGUUUUUAUGUUUACAUUGCUUUUGC